Messenger RNA from Cyprinus carpio (common carp), 2180 nucleotides. RefSeq names its product very-long-chain 3-oxoacyl-CoA reductase-like. The record is from RefSeq and is a predicted model, not a curated record. Lineage: Eukaryota; Metazoa; Chordata; Actinopteri; Cypriniformes; Cyprinidae. Gene Ontology annotation, cellular component: endoplasmic reticulum. Gene Ontology annotation, molecular function: oxidoreductase activity.
CAUGCAUAUAAUUACGCCUGUGUAUGUAUGUGGAGUUUUUUCCAACUCUACAGCAUACCAGAAGAAGCCCAACACGUCGUUGCAAGGGAGUAAGAUGGGAGACACUGCAGAGCUGAGCUGGUAUUCCUUGGUGUUGUAUAUCAUCGGUUCCAUUACGGUUGUUUAUUACCUGCUGAGGUGGUCAUGGCAGUGCUGGCAUGGAUUCAAAGUGUUCGUGCUCUCUCAGAUCUGGCAAACGGACCUGAGGAAAUAUGGCCAAUGGGCUGUUGUAACUGGAGCAACAUCAGGGAUUGGUCGUGCAUAUGCUGAAGAGCUUGCCAAACGAGGAUUAGACAUUGUUCUGAUCAGUCGUUCGGAGGACAAGCUUCGCAGUGUCGCCAAGGAAAUAGAAUCUCGGUACAAGCGGCAGACACAUGUGAUUCAGACAGACUUCACAGAGGGCCAUUCCAUCUACUCUGCUAUCGCAAAACAGCUAGAGGGCCUAGAGAUCGGAAUUCUGGUGAACAAUGUAGGUAUGAAUUAUAUAGGCGUUCUGGCAAAUUUUCUGGAUGUUCCUGAUCCAGACCAGAGAAUCACACAGGUGAUAAACUGUAACACACUAUCCGUCACUCAGAUGAGCAGGCUCGUUUUGCCAGGCAUGCUUGAAAGGGAGAAAGGCCUCAUUAUAAACAUAUCAUCAGAAGCUGCAUCUCAGCCCCAGCCAAUGCUGUCGGUGUAUUCUGCCACUAAGAUAUUUGUAACAUAUUUCUCUCGCUGUCUGCAUGCAGAAUACAGCUCAAAAGGAAUCACGGUUCAAUGUGUGGUCCCGUUUGUAGUCUCCACUAAUAUGACUCAUAACGUGCCUGUCAAUCCAAUGGUGAAAAGUGCUGCUUCAUUUGCUAGAGAAGCUCUGAACACUGUGGGUUACACAUCAUACACAAGCGGAUGUUUAACUCAUGCACUGCAGCACUUUGCUCUGUCCAUAUUUUUCCCGGGUUGGCUGCGUCUCUCAUCCUUUUGUGUGCAACGCAUGGCAACAUUUGCUCAGAGCAUUGAACCCCACUUAAAGGAGAGGAUGGCAGAGACAAAAAACAAACAGGACUGACACAAAUCCAGUGGAUGUAUAACACAAAAACAGUUUUUACUGCAGUGAUUACAAUAGGGACAUACACACAUUUACAUUUUUUAUGGUAAGUUGGCAGAUCUAUGGUCUACAUAAAAUUAACAUUUUGAUUUGCAUUAGAAUCAGGAGUCCGAACCUAUGGACCCUUUUCACGGUUCAGUUCAAUGACAUUUACAUUUGCAUUUACAGCAGGGUGAACUGAGAAAGGGUACAUCUAACUUUUCCUCCUUUAAAUGCAUAUUAUGUUCAAAUGUUUAAUAAUUAAUGAUUAAAGCUAACAUUUAAUUUUUAAAAGACAGUAAGAUCUUGAAAGGAGUGCAAAUUCCUUUUAUGAUCGAUAUCUGUUUCGUUACAAGGGUUGUAACUGUUUAGUUACCCUUGUUUUAUGUGUUGAAUGAAUCAGCAUUUUUUUUUAGAAAUGCAAUAUGCCAGUUGUGAUGCUUCAAGGUCUAGUUGUGAUGGCAAUAAUUAACCGCAUCAUAUGAAUGAUUGAAUGAUUAGAUACUAUACUUUUUAACUAUAUGGGCCUUUCAUGCAGUUUCAAAUACGGAAUGACAGUAGAUUUUACCUCCCUACACUCUAAGUGUGAAAAUGUGAAAAAUAUCCAUAGGAUAGUACUGAAGAACAUUAACUUCUUUACAAUCACUAGUUUAUACUAUUGGCUAUGACCUUUACAUACAUCAUGUAUUUAUUGCUUUUCAAUAAUGUGACAUGAAAACUCAGUCUAGACUGGAAGGAACAGCAUUAUAACUUGAGCAUACAGAAAGAAAGAAGACUGAAUUAUUUGUUUGAUGACAUAGUCUUCUGUUUACAGACUCUAUAUUGUAUAUAGUGCUGGGGAACUUCCUGUUGAGUUAAAUUGCUAAUAAUGCACCUCAAUGAUUUCUGAUCUCAGAUUUCUGAAUACUUAAGAUUGUAUGGAAGCUGGAUUGUGUAAAGUGAUUUUUGCAUACUGAAAGCAGUUUAAAUUUUUUAUAUAUAUAUAUAUAUAAUAAAUGUACAGAAUGGAAUUACUUUUUAGUAUAUAUUUUGUAUAAGACUCUUAUUACAGGUUUGAUAAAGGCCUGAUGUUCUUGGA